Drosophila yakuba is the source of this 5541-nucleotide messenger RNA. RefSeq names its product RNA polymerase I-specific transcription initiation factor RRN3 (gene Tif-IA). Gene Ontology annotation, biological process: transcription initiation at RNA polymerase I promoter. The record is from RefSeq and is a predicted model, not a curated record. The transcript is spliced from 6 exons. Gene Ontology annotation, molecular function: RNA polymerase I general transcription initiation factor activity; RNA polymerase I core binding. Bases 181 to 2028 code for a protein of 615 amino acids. Gene Ontology annotation, cellular component: nucleus. NCBI's taxonomy places the organism in Eukaryota, Metazoa, Arthropoda, Insecta, Diptera, Drosophilidae.
UGGGAACGCAUAACAACGUGUUUUUUCUAAUUAAAAUGUUUAUGAAUAUUUGUUCUUAAAAUAAUAAUGAAAUUCUCUAUUGAAAAUAUUAUGUGUAUUAUAAGGAACUCUUUUAUUCAUCUAACUUCUAUUUGGAUUAUCCCUUCGAAUACUCAAUUCAUUAAGAAAUAAACAUAAAUUAUGUCUUUUUUCACGAGUAAGACGGAUGUGACAUCUAUUUUAAAGACGUUUUCUGGUGUAAAACGACAUCAAGCAAAUGCCGUGGCCAUCAACAAAGUUCGAUUUUCCACACCCAAAGAGAAAGGCCUCGCAGAAUCAGUGCGCGUGGCCCUAGAAGAUCGAAAUUUCCAUCUGGUCAAGGAGUUCACAUACUUCAUCCGGGAAGCAGAACUUAGCGAUGGCGAGGUUGUUUUAAUCAUGAAAGAUGCCAAACGAAUUGUUCACAAUUUGACUCCUGAGUUUGUUACCGUUGUCGAGGCUUUACUGUCCCUUAACUGGAGGAAAAGAAGUUCAGAGAUAAUCGAAGCUUAUACUGAAUUUUGUAUAGAAUUACUGGUGGCUCACAAUAGAUACUUACCUAUUGGAGUGUCCAAACUUAUUGUCCAUUGGAUUCCAGGAGAUUUGGAUGAAUCCGAGUGGGUCAACGGAGGCCCUUCGGAAAAUACGCGAAAUGAGUUGAAACCUAUCCAUAAAGUACUGGAUCGCAUUUUAACUGCCGUGCCAAUGGCAUUUGAUAUUAUGAUUGAUGCGAUAUCCGCCAAAUUCCCCUAUUUUAAAAAGCCAUGCCAUGUGACGGCAGGGUAUUUGUAUAACGUGCUUUGGUUGUUAGAGUACAAGCCUAUAUUCGAGGAACUUGUUUUACAACUGGUUUUGCAAAAGCUUUUAUUGUUAGAUGUUAACGCUCCAAAAGAUGAAAUUGAAUUAGAAAUGAAUGAUCAGGAGGACAAAGUGGAAUCGGAUACCUUGUUUGAAAUAGACGAUGUACUCGUCGAAAAUUUAACCAAAACUGAAAAAUCUGUGAGUCAUCCUGUUGGCAAAACCUUGGAUGUAUGCCUACUCUUGCUUUAUGAGUUUUUUGAUGGCAAGUGUCGAAUUAAUGAAAACAGUAGCGACCAACAGCGAAGGACUGCUAAUCGAUUAUUUAAGAUGUUACUUUAUUUAUUCGACGAAGUGUUAUUACCCAGCCACAAUACACAUCAUGUACAAUUCAUCUUAUUUUAUGUAACAAGUCUGCGGUCUGUGUAUUCCGAAGCAUUUCUUGACUCGUUAUGGUUGAAAGUUCAAAAUCCGAAUGUAUCGGCCGUAAUUCGUCAUGCUGCAGUGGGGUACAUGGCUAGCUUUUUAUCCCGCGCCAGAUUUUUGUCACUUAGCACUGUUAUUUUCUACCUAAAAGAAUUGACAAAGUGGGCUCAUACAUACAUAGAUGACUCGGAUGCAUAUAAGCAUAACUGCUCUCUGAAGACCAAUUUGGUUUUCUAUUCUGUUUGCCAAGCUGUGUUCUAUUUAAUUGCAUUUCGCGCAAAAGAUUUGACUGCCAGUUCAAAAGAUUUGCUGUUCCUUCAAUCCCUUCAACUAUCGCGCCUUGCCAUGUGUCAUUUAAAUCCCCUGCGUUAUUGUUUAGCCCCAGUGGCUACAGCUUUCGCUGGUGUUACAAGAACUUACCAAUUGGCCUAUUGUCAUACUGUUUUGGAGCGCAACGCUCGCCGUAAGCUUGCUACAGUUUACGGGCAUGAAAAAUUCAUGCCCGAUGAGACACUGGAGUCGUUCUUCCCCUUCGAUCCUUAUGUACUUAUGUUAUCAAAAAAGUAUAUUGAGGCCAAUUAUAUGGUUUACCAGAGUAAUGACACGGAUGAGUGUGUAUAUGGGUCUAUUAAAUACGACCAUUCUAGAAAACGUGGUGACUCGGAAAUGCUAGAAGAAGACGAAUUCCUAAUAGCGGACAAACGCCAAAAGAAUUUCGAACUGUCUAAAAGUCAAGAAUUGGACAAACAAUUUCACUUCGGAUCUUCGCCAGGAUUUUACGAAUAAGUACUAAUGUUUUCUUCGAAUUACCAAUAAAAAAAGAAAUUAGAAAUGUAAUGCAAUUUUAAAAAACCAACCUUAUUGAUAUCUACAAACUGGGAUCUAAGGUAACAUCCAAGGUUUUACUAAUAUCCUGUUACUUGAGUGUUACUUAUCCUGGUGCUAAAAUAUAUUUUACCAUUUUCGUCGCGGUAAUGGGAUGCGCAUUAUGAUACAUGACACUAUAAAUUAGCUUUUCACGCAAUUACAGAUGUUUUACCUUCUGUUUUGUUUUAUUGUGCAGAUAUAAUGAUUAGCUAGUGAUAAUAUUACACCAUUUGUUUUUGUUUUGAUCUUCUCGCACUUUUGAGCGAAGCUAGCACAGCGUACGAAAUAAUAGUGGUCAAGUAUUUGUAAACAAUAAUAAGCCGUGCGAAUUAAUAGUGGUCAGGGCUCGUAAUUUGGACAAAGAUCAUAGUUUGGCAAUUUAAGCAUACGUACCGAUGAAUUAGAAAAUCCCAGCCUGUCAUUCCCGCAGUUGCUUGGCUAGUUUUCAGUUACCUACAAUAUGACUACGAUACUUCAGCUAUCCUUUACACCAAAGUUACUUUUCUCCACUAUCCAUAGUAAUCCAUAUUUCUUUUGUUUUUUGAUUUUCGGUAUCUUGUACAUGGCAGUCAUAUGACUUUUAUAAAACUUCGUUUUAAUCCCUUCGAUAGUCCGAAUACAAUUCUUGUGAAAAUGUAGGAGUUCAGCUGCUCUAUAGACCAGGAAGAAUCUUUUGCAAAUAUGAAAAACCCAAAGGGCUUUAUUCGUCCUUUUCUUUCCUAUUUUAGAAGGAGAACAACGCCUGACGCAAUCAUUUGAGCCUAAGCUGUAUGCAUCUCAAAGUGGUUGGAUUAUACCAGUUUGCUUACCUCGUGCCCAACCGACCGAGGGGCGCUGCCGUAUAUCGCACGGCUCGAUUUGCGAGAAGAUAUACGCGAUAUAGGAAAUAGUAAAGGAACGAGAAGAUAUAUGAAUAUUAGUAUGAUCUAAUAAUGUGUAUUUACACAAAUUAGCAUUGAUCCGUAUACUCUGUAGCAUAGCUCGCAAAUAACAGUUGACCGUUUCUUGCAGUCACCAAAUAAUUGUUUUUUGCGCACCACUUGCGCAAAAAAUCAGCCAAGAACCGUUCACCAGUGUCUCUUGAACGAAUGGUCUGUGCUCAACCAAAAACCAAUUUCGUGUUUCCCUUUUGCUCUGCUCAUUCGCUGACCGUUUUGCAACGAGCGAAGAGAAUAAAAGUCUUUUGCAUUUGCAUUUGUGUAUGCACAUAUAUGCGAAUUAUCAGUCAACUUGUAAGUCACACGUGCUUGUGGAUUCGUUGCGUUUGGAGUGUUUAAAUUUUUGUGCCAAAAAUGGGUCGCGAACAAAACAAAAAAGUGCAUUUUUUUUUCAAAUUAAAUCCAGCAGACAAUAAGUCUAAGUGCAAUGUUUGCGGUGUGAAGUUAGCAGGCUCUCACGCAACAAAUUUAAAACGGCAUUUAAUUGCAAAACAUGCGGAUGUCUUUAAUGAAUUCGAGAUUGACGACGAAAUUCAACAAAAUAUGAAAAAACGAAAAAUUUCAUAUGAAACUAGUGAAGAAUCAAUCGUCUCUUCGAUUAUAAAGAUUGUGACCACCGAUGGAAAGCCUCUUUUAUUUCUGGACAGCGAAGGAUUUCGACAGAUAUUAAACCCAAUUUAUAACGCGCUUUCGAUGAACCCCAUAACUUCGCGAAAUGUUAUGGAAUAUGUGACUGUCAAAGAGCAGACCAUUAAAGAAAAUAUAAGAGCGCUUGUAAAGGGAAAGCUUGUAUCUCUGAAAAUAGAUGUUGCUACAAGAAUGGAUAAGGCUAUUUUGGGAGUGAACUUACAAAUGAUACAAUCUACUAUGUCUAAAGCUGAGAUCGUCAUCAAGACUUUAGGCAUGAUACAACUUCGUCAUUCGCACACUGGAAUGUAUAUUAAGGAAAAAGUUAUUGAGAUCAUAAAUGACUACGGAAUAACCCUAGAUCAAAUCUUCAGGUAAAAUUUUAAUUGCAAAAUAUGUUUUAAAUGACUGUUAUUGAAAACUUAAAACUAUAAUCAAAGCAUUACAUCGGAUAAUGGAAAAAACAUGACAAAAGCCAUUCAAAUUUUAAAUGAUGAUUCGGAGUCUUUUCUUGACGAUGACACACACGAUGACAUUAACGGUGAAAAUGUGAUGGACAAACUUGAUACCAUACAGCUGGCGAAUAUUCACCUUGUAAGGUGUGCUGCGCACACACUUCAACUGUGCGUUAUCGACAUCAACAAGUUAGAUGAGAUCAGCGAAAAAGUUUCAUCAUGUCGCAAAAUUUGUAAGUUAUUGCGUACAGAAACGAAUAGGUAAGUGAAAACUUAAAGUUUUUUAAUAUUAUUUAAAAUUUUUAAAAAUAUUCAAUCUGAGCAGACGUUGGUUGAACGAGGGUAAAAAAAACGUACCAUGUCUCGAUGUAGUUACGAGAUGGAACUCUACAUAUUUAAUGAUAUUAAAAUUGUUAGAUUUAAAAGAGUUCCUUGCUGUACACCGUAGCAUUAGUAUUGAUGCGGACUGGGAUUGGAUGCAGAUAUAUAUUGACGCGUUCAAGGACGCAUACGAAGCAACCUUAAAGUUGCAGCUGAAAAAAUUAGUAUACAGCGAAUUUUUCAUAAUAUGGAUGGAGCUUAAGCUAAAGUGCGAGAACAGCCAAAAUUAUAUUAAAAAAAAAUUACUAGGACAGAUCAAAAUUCGAGAAUGUAAGUUGCUUGAAAAUGAUGCGAUGUUAGCUGCAAUCUAUAUUGAUCCACGCGUUAAUUGCAUCUUAAAUGACCAGCAAAAAUGCUUAGCAAAGCAAAAUCUAAAAAAAAUAGCAUAUCGUUUAUUUGAGCUAAAACAAGUAAGGCUACGUGUGUUUGAAGUUAAGGUCCUGUUUUAUUGUUGUUAAUUGCUAUUAAAUGUUUUAACAAAGUAUAUUGUCCAUGUCAAAAACUAACAAUUGUUUUAAACUAACAUUGCGAAAAUAUGUUACAAUUUAGUUUUUAUUUAAGGUGCAUUCCCCAACACAAAGUGCGCCAUCAUGCGAGGGUUAUAUCCAAGACCUUAAGAAGGAGCUGACAUCUGACGGUGGUGAAUGUGCUGACAAAGAAGAGUCUCUGUUUUCCGCCUAUUUGGAUGGCGUACAGACAAUCUCAGAAACUAAGGAAGAGCCUGUAUCUAAAAAACUGGUCCAGAUCUAUGCUGACAUAGAAAAUUUCGACCUUAUGCAUGGACGUUUGCCACUAAAUGCGAACAUUUUGCAGUACUUUACUGAUAUUAAGCUGCAGUCGCCACACCUGAAUGCGCUCGCACACGUUGCACUGGCUACACCGGCGACGCAGGUGUCUGUUGAGAGGGCCUUUUCAGCGCUUCAUUACAUUUUAAGCGAGCGACGAAGCUCUUUAAGUGCAGAAAAUGUUAAUUCGCUACUAAUUGUAAAGCUUAAUACUGAAUAAGUAAUAAAUCUAAUGUUUUCAUCUAA